Messenger RNA from Enhydra lutris kenyoni (northern sea otter), 1327 nucleotides. RefSeq names its product late endosomal/lysosomal adaptor, MAPK and MTOR activator 3. Gene Ontology annotation, biological process: positive regulation of TOR signaling; cellular response to amino acid stimulus. The transcript is spliced from 7 exons. Bases 158 to 532 code for a protein of 124 amino acids. The record is from RefSeq and is a predicted model, not a curated record. Gene Ontology annotation, cellular component: Ragulator complex. NCBI's taxonomy places the organism in Eukaryota, Metazoa, Chordata, Mammalia, Carnivora, Mustelidae.
AGUGCUUCCUGGAGCACGGAGGAGGUCACAAGUCAUGUGACGACGACUUUCAAGGUAGACUGUCUUUGAAGCUGUCCCUGAACUUACAGCUGAGAGGAACACCGCAGCCCAGAAAGCCGGGAGUGGACAUUGAUCCUGCGGGACAAAGGGGUUCGUCAUGGCGGAUGACCUAAAGCGAUUCCUGUAUAAAAAAUUACCAAGUGUUGAAGGGCUCCAUGCUAUUGUUGUGUCAGACAGAGAUGGAGUCCCCGUUAUUAAAGUGGCCAAUGAUAAUGCCCCAGAGCAUGCUUUGAGACCUGGUUUCUUAUCUACUUUUGCCCUUGCAACAGACCAAGGGAGCAAACUUGGACUUUCAAAAAACAAAAGUAUCAUCUGUUACUAUAACACCUACCAGGUUGUUCAAUUCAAUCGUUUACCUUUGGUGGUGAGUUUCAUAGCCAGCAGCAAUGCCAAUACAGGACUCAUUGUCAGCCUAGAAAAGGAACUUGCUCCGUUAUUUGAAGAAUUGAGACAAGUUGUGGAAGUUUCUUAAUCUGGCAGUGGUUUUGAUGUACACUUUAUUUUCAUUAUAACCGAUAAAAUAUCAAUCCAGCAAUCUUUAGACCACAACAGUCCUUGUAUCCAUGUACUAAAGAAAGGGUCCCUUUUCCCACCUGACACUAAAGAUAGAGCCCAUAGAAACAAUUUAUGGACAGACUGAUUUUUAUCUUUUCUUGUGUAGGGUCUUUUCUUAAUGUAGUGAGAUCUGGGGUUACCACAGAGAUGGUUCAGUACAUCACAGCUCCCAUGGAGUUAAUCCAGUCACAAAUAUGCAUGAGAUUCUAUUCAGUGGGUCAGAAUCAAAAUGGUACUUUGAUCCACUUAAGCCAUGAAGUGCUCCCUAUUAUAUAGUAUGCCCAGGCCUGCACAAUGAGGCAGACCCUUUUUAUUGUGAAUAGUAAUGAGGACAUAUUUUUCUUUAUAUUGUUUUAUUUCUUUGCAUUGAGUGUGAGGAAGAUAAAAUGGCUUAGUAAAAGUAAUAAAAUCAGUACAAUCACUAACUUUUCUAUGUAUAUAUUAUUUUACAAUAUAGAUGAAUAUUACUAAUUGAUUUGAUUCUUCUCAGAGGGUGCUGUGCUGCUCUUUAAUUAAAUUGAAAAUGAUAGCUAAUGUUUUUUUCUCCACUCUGCUUUCUAUAACCAGUCAGUGUUUUAAUGGUUGUGUGUUCUUUAUAAAAUUUAGAAGUGAUUCAUAAUUGAAUUCUGCUUCCAGUAUUGGUAUUUAUGUAAGCAUGGUAGUAAAGCCAUUUUUUUUCAUACGUAAGUAUAAAUAAAAUAGUAUUUUUUAA